Messenger RNA from Corylus avellana, 2006 nucleotides. RefSeq lists its product as uncharacterized. NCBI's taxonomy places the organism in Eukaryota, Viridiplantae, Streptophyta, Magnoliopsida, Fagales, Betulaceae. Gene Ontology annotation, cellular component: phagophore; autophagosome. Gene Ontology annotation, biological process: response to stress. The record is from RefSeq and is a predicted model, not a curated record.
UGAUAAAGAAGUAGAUAUCGGUUUGACUCCUAAAGAGUGUUUUGUUCUUGAACCAGUCAUUGACUUUUCCUAUGUGUCUCUCACUCUUUCAUUCCGCUUCUUUUAUUGCUGCGCCGGGACCUCUGCGUCUUCUUGGGCCGUCGUAAAGUCUUUUUCAAUUUUCUUCCUUUAUUACCUUUUUAUGGUCUGUUGAGCAUCUGCUGACUUGGGUUUCCUCGAACUCUUCGAGUUGUCAAGGUUUUUGCUCAUGGGUGUCGAUUCUUGGAACUUUAUGGAGAACAGAUCUGAAGGGAUUGCCUGGGUUGGGAACAUGAUGCAUAAGCUUGAAGCCAUGUGCUUGGAGGUGGAUGAGAUCAUGGGCCAGGACGCACUUAAUAAUGUUGGAGGUCAGUUACAGACGGUGGGUGCCCCUGUUAGACAAUUUUGGUCAGAACUCAUGCAAGAUAUGCUCCUUCCAUCUUCGGUGGAUAUACAGGAAGAGGAGGGUUCGCACUCAGCUGCAGGAGGAAACGCCAAGGCCACAGUCUAUGAUGAGUCAAUUGGUAUUGAUGAAGGGCAUAUUGAAGAGGGAGCUUGCAGAGUAGAUCAUUUGUUACACUCAUCUUCUGUCGAACUUGUUAAGGGUAUGGAUCUUAGUUUAUCUUUGGACAAAAAUGUGGAUGUUGGGAUCAAUGGGAUGACUGUAGAGCCAGAAGUUGGUAUCAAAGAAAUUCCUGUUAAGGAGAUGCAAAUCCAGCAGGAUAUUUCAGAUAUAAUCCCCCCUGGAAAUAAAGAUUCAAGCAAGGACACACUUAAAAAUGUUGGAGAUCACUUACAGACGGUGCGUGACCAUGUUAGACAAUUUUGGUCAGAAAUCAUGCAAGAUAUGCUUCUUCCAUCAUCAUUGGAUAUACAGAAAGAGGACGGUUCUCACUCAGGUGUGGGAGGAAAUGCCAAGGCCACAGCCUAUGUAAAGCCAACGGUUGGUAUUGAUGAAGAAGAGCAUAUUGAAGAGGUACCUUGCAGAGUAGAUAAUUUGCUACACUCAUCUUCUGUUGAACCUGUUAAGGGCAUGGAUAUUGAUUUAUCUUUGGAGAAAAAUGUGGAUAUUGGGAUCAAUGGGAUGACCAUAGAGCCAGAAGUUGGUACCAAAGAAAUUGCCGUUAAGGAGAAGCAAAUCCAGCAUGAGAUUUCAGAUAUAAUCCCCCCUGGAAAUAAAGAUUCAAGCAAGGUGCUGUUAUCUCAUCAACUCGAUGCUGAUAAUGAUAUGGUACUGGAUUGUAGAGCCAAGAUUUUACUCCCAGCCUCAAAUGAUGUCCAAGGGUCUAACUCUUUUAUGAAAAGAGGGGAAGAGAUAGAUGCUCGUGCUUGUAACUCUGGCGACUUACCAUCCCCUGACUCUGUUAGUUUGGUUGAGUCCUGUGAGAAUAAAGUUAUGGAUGCUGAACUUAGUUGUGGUGAUACCUCAGCAGUAUCAAUUCGAACAUUCAAUAGCUCCAUUGAUGAAGAGUCUAGGGAUGAUGAUGUUACCAAGCAAGGCAUACAAACUGCUCAAUCAUCUGAUAUGGUGAAGCUUGGUGGAAGUUGCAUUAUGGUGGAAAGUACUGAACUUUGCUCCAUCUCUUGUGAAGCAACAAAAGUUGGGUCUUACAAGAAAAAACUACGGGAAGCUUUUGCUUCAAAAAUAAGGUUACUGAAGAAUCAGAAUCAUAAGCAGCAUGCAACCUUUUAUGAGGAUCUCGAUACAGGAUUAGAUCAACAAAGAGGAAAAAGUUCCAAAUCAUCAACUCAUGCUAAAAGACCUGAUUCCCUAGACCCAGAAUUCAGUGAGUCUGAGUGGGAGAUUGUUUAGAUAUAUUAGGAUGAAAUGACUAGGCAAUUCCACUGGUUUUGCAGCCUUGAUUAUGCCAGAUGAAACUGAGGAUCAACAAUUGAGUUAAAUUAGUCUUUUUUAUUAAAUGUAUUGAGUUAGAAACAGCGAGUGCUUAUAAAGGUGGAGGAUAUCAUAUGUUUAUGCUUUUAUUGCA